Messenger RNA from Dibothriocephalus latus, 501 nucleotides. NCBI's taxonomy places the organism in Eukaryota, Metazoa, Platyhelminthes, Cestoda, Diphyllobothriidea, Diphyllobothriidae. The record is from the annotation of a GenBank genome assembly.
AUGCUAAGCAGAGCUAUUCUAACGCUUCUGUUCGUGCAGGCUGUCAGACCUGAAACUCUUUCGCUGGAAGGAGACUGGACGCUUUCCAAUGCUAGUACAAGAAUUUCCACCUACAUUGCUGCCGGUAGCGAUGCCUACUCCAUAUUGGCUACUGCGGGAUUUUACAGUGACCCACUAGUCAGCUUCAAUGAUGUCGCACAACGGUUUAUCGGUUAUCAAAAAUGGAAUUUUACCCGCCUUUUUCACGUGUCCCAGCCUUUUGGUAGUCAGUCGGCAAUUUUGAUUUUGGACGAAGUGGCCAAGUCCCUGGCACAACAGCUUGCCAACCAGUCUAUGUACGUCCCCCCUCCAGCUUGCUGGCCAGGCGCCUAUCACGGUGAGUGUCAUAUCAACUUGGUGCGCACGACACAGGCCGCCUUCGGCUGGGACUGGGGUCCCGCCUUUCCCAUCCAGGGUUUCUGGAGAAUUCCAAAGAUUCGAUUCCUCCAGAGCGGAGGAGCA